AUGGCGUCGUCUAAAGAAAUGUGCGAGACAUGUCUGUUUGAUACAAAAAAUAACGAAGCGACGUUAUUUUGUGUGGAUUGCAAUGAACCACUUUGUGAUGGUUGUGGGGCCGUCCAUCGAAAGCAGCGCCUAAGUCGUCACCACAAACUGUUUGACAUCGGCAAUGCACCACCAACUGAAGUGCUGGCUACACUCAGGGCGCUGACGGCCUGCCCAAACCACCUGGCAGAGGAAGUGGAGUAUGUUUGUCGCGAGCACGACCAGUUAUGCUGCAGCAAGUGCGCAAACACCGUCCAUCGCAAGUGUGACCAGUUAGAAACAAUUGCAGACCUUAUGGAUAAACCGAACGCCAACGACACUAAACCCAUCGUUGAACUCGGAAAGUUUAAAGACUUCGCAAAGGAAAUGAAAGAUCACGAGAGUAAGCAUAAAGCAGCAAUCGAAGAGUCAGUUACAGAGACUGAUACAACACUCCAGCAAACACAGGCAAAACUUAAAGAGGCAUUGGAGGGGCUGAACGUCAGGAUAAACCAUGAAAAGGAAAUACAGAAAGAUAAACUGAAGAAGCAUUCCGAAAAACAGGAUUUCGCUAUACAGAUCUUUGAAAGAAAAGUCGAAGAAGAAAGGAAAAAGAUGGAAUCGGUUUCAAAACACGGCCAGCCCGUUCAUUGCUUUCUGUUAGGCUGGGAAAUGAAGAAAUCUACCUUGGCCGCACUGAAAAAGGGCGCUUCUGAAAUUAAAAAAAGCGCAAGUCAGCAUGUGCUUGUUUGCAAACAUUCUAAAUCUUAUGAUGGCCUUGAAAGAGAGAUUGGCGUGUGUUUAGAGAUUGAUGCGAACGCACUUCCAGUGUGUCAAGUUAGCAUUCCUUACGUGCCCAACACAUUAUCACAGGAUCCGAUCCAAAUUGGUACAAUAGAAUUGCGUGUAGCUGAAAAGCAUGAUUUCCAAAAUGACAUGUCAAGAAGAGGUAGAGCUAACAGACAAUGGAAGAGAAUGACACCACAAGCAGACACAAUACCCGGGCAGUGUUCCCUUGUAUGGAUGGAUGGACUUUUGAUUAUUUUGGAUGAACGACUGAGUGAAAUACGUGUGGUAAACUGGCCCGAAAAGCGCAUUUAUUGUAAUCAAAUAGGUAAUAUAAUCCCAGAGUUUUAUACCUAUAAUGCUGCUGAGGAAUGUUGCAUUUCGGAUCUUAAUGGAGCAGACUUUGCCUACUGUAAUUCGCGAUUCAAAAAAGUGUUUGUUAUGAACGCAACAGAAACCAAUGUAGUCGUUCGAAAGCAAAUACAAAUGCAGGACACAGUCAAUCUGUUAUGUAAGGAUAAGGACAGUGGGUGCAUCGUUGCGCUUUCCAAGCGGCGUUCCACUCUCAUGCUUUUGUCCACAGACGGGAAACUGGUAGGCGAGUUACCGGCGGGCCAUUCACUAAGUAAAUAUAUAAACAACGCAGGCAGCAUGGCAUAUGCCAACGGAAUGGUGUAUCUUACAUGUACUACCCAAAACCAAGUCGUCGGCUUCAGCAUCGACGGCUCUUUAAGGUUCACAUACACGCACCAGAAUUUACACCGUCCUGGAGCUGCCGUGGUUGGGCCCAAUAAUACGUUGUUUGUCGCCAGCAGGGGCGGAAACGCCAUUCAUGUCGUUGAUGCAGACGGGAAGCAAGUUAAAAAACUCCUGCAUGGAAAGAUAGAAGCACCGUGUGCAUUGGCAUUUGACAAUUGCAUGGAACACAUGGCUGUUUUGCAAGAAAAUGACGUCAUCAAAAUGUUCAAGUUCAAAUAG
Mya arenaria is the source of this 1782-nucleotide messenger RNA. RefSeq lists its product as uncharacterized. The coding region runs from base 1 to 1782 and encodes 593 amino acids. Lineage: Eukaryota; Metazoa; Mollusca; Bivalvia; Myida; Myidae. The transcript has a single exon. The record is from RefSeq and is a predicted model, not a curated record. Gene Ontology annotation, molecular function: zinc ion binding.